GAGGCGGGUCCUAUCAACCUCCGUUGAUUUCGCUCUUCAACAACACGGUCUUUUUUAAAGUUCCGUAGACGAUGAGAGAAAGGGGUUGUGAGGAUACGGAAAAAUAGGGACGGUUUGAAUAUUGUAGAUGCUCGUGGGACACAAAGAGAAUCAAAAGAAGAAACGAAGGGGCAUAUCUGGGAGCUUUUGUAUCAUAUUAACCGUUUCCUGGUGUUUAAAUACGGGUAGGCAAUAGCUAGCGCCAUCAGGCUAACGGUGUUAGCAGCUAGCGAUCAACCAAACGACAAAGGAAAUAUAGCCAGUAAAUCCACAUUUCCAUAACGAUAUCUUUUAUACGCUUUGCUUGUUCGGAUCGGGGCCUUAUUUUUUGACCAAUCUCCAAGAUAACAGAAAACGGCAGACUCGACCUGUUUGAAUAAACCCGACCAAAAUCCACUAAAAUGGCGGAGCCGGACAAAUUAAACAUUGACUCCAUAAUACAGCGUCUCCUGGAAGUUAAAGGCUCCAGGCCAGGCAAGAACGUACAGCUGACAGAGAGCGAAAUCCGUGGCCUCUGUCUCAAAUCUCGAGAAAUUUUCCUCAGCCAGCCAAUUCUGCUGGAGCUGGAAGCACCACUCAAGAUCUGCGGUGAUGUUCAUGGUCAGUACUAUGACCUCCUUCGUCUCUUUGAGUAUGGCGGCUUUCCUCCUGAGAGCAACUACUUGUUCCUGGGGGACUAUGUGGACAGAGGGAAGCAGUCUCUAGAGACCAUCUGCCUCCUGUUGGCCUACAAAGUCAAAUAUCCUGAAAACUUCUUCCUGCUGCGUGGCAACCAUGAGUGCGCCUCUAUCAACCGUAUAUAUGGCUUCUAUGAUGAGUGUAAGCGACGGUAUAACAUUAAGCUGUGGAAGACUUUCACAGACUGUUUCAACUGUUUACCUGUGGCUGCCAUUGUAGACGAGAAGAUCUUCUGUUGCCAUGGAGGCCUCUCUCCAGACCUGCAGUCAAUGGAGCAGGUGCGGCGCGUCAUGCGGCCCACGGACGUACCUGACCAGGGGCUGCUGUGUGACCUGCUUUGGGCCGACCCAGACAAAGACGUGCUGGGUUGGGGAGAAAACGACCGUGGCGUGUCCUUCACCUUUGGUGCAGACGUGGUGGCCAAAUUCCUUCACAAACAUGACAUGGACCUAAUAUGCAGGGCACAUCAGGUGGUGGAGGACGGUUAUGAGUUUUUCGCAAAGAGACAGUUAGUCACCCUGUUCUCCGCUCCCAACUACUGUGGCGAGUUUGAUAACGCUGGGGCCAUGAUGAGUGUGGAUGAGACACUCAUGUGUUCCUUCCAGAUCCUUAAACCAGCCGAUAAGAAGCUGUACUACGGUGGAGGAGGUGGAAUGGGCUCGGGGCGUCCAGUCACCCCACCACGAAAUUCAGCCAAGGGUGGAAAAGCCAAGAAAUAACACCCGCUGGAUGACCCCUCCACCCCCAACCCGGCAUCCUCUCUCCUGAAAAUUCCCUGUUCUGACCCCACUCUUUCUCUACCUCCCUUCUUUCUUUCCGUCUCCAAACGGCUGUAAAACAAAACAGUACCCAGGGUUGAAGUCCUUUUCUCUCUCUCUCUCUCUUUUUAUUUUUAUUUUUUCCUCAUGUAACUUUACAAAUGUGUGUUUAUAUAUGAGACUGCGUGUGUGAGCGUCGGUUAUGUUUGUUACGCUCUUUGUGUUUGUUUUUCCACCCAUCCUUCCCUCCCCCUCCACCACUCAUUGCCCCCAUCUCUCCACCUGUCUCUCUGUCAGGGAGCGUCUGACGAAGCCUCCGCGUAAACGCCCAGCCAGGCUCUGGGGAAGAUUGAGACAGACAGAGGGGUCAAAAAGGGGUGGGUCGAGAGGUGCGGGUCAAGCCCCCCUCACCGUUUGUGUCCCUGCAUUGUUUUGAACACAGAACUUGCACAUCCUUCAUUAGUUAGAGAGCCAGUCUGAGUGAAAUGUGAUACAUGUGUAUACACACACACACAAACACACACACACGCAGGGAGAAUGGAUGUGCAGAGAAAGCGUGAGGUAGAGAGAGACUGUCACAGGUGCGUAAUUUCCAUUUAGAGAUCCAGUGAUUUAAAACAAACAAUCAUGUUGGAACUUUUUACUUUUUUUGUAGAUGGAUCACAACAAAAGCUUUGAAAUUCUUUGCUUACUAUGUGUGUUUUUUUAGUGUCUUUUUUGAAAGACAAUUAUCAAUAAAGAGAACUUUAUUUAAACAUCCUGUACUAUCUAUCUUACUGUGUCCAGUUCUCCCAAGUUGCGACUCUCUUCCUCAGGUGUUUACUGUCCUGUUCUCGCUUUUGUUCUCUAUUUUGACUGAAGAGGACUGAAUGUAGUCUUUCAGGGUUGACCAAAGUUGACAUUUGCUGAGAAGGACUGAGAUUGUGCGUGCACCUAAUCAUUUUCUGUUCGUCUCCAGCCUGCUUGCUGCCUCUCUUUCUCUCUGUGUGCUUCCUCUCAACUCCUUUGCCUUCCAGUUGUUUUUUUUUUUCUUUUUUUUUCUUCAUUAACCUUUUUAAUUACUUCAACAUAAUUACUCUUAUCUGUCCUACUGGUCUGUCUGGUCUUCUCCUCUCACUCUUAACUAGUUAGCAUUAUCUGGGUUUGAAGCGCCGGGCGUCGCACCCAGCUCCCGGAUCUUGCUUUGCCAGCUCGACUUGUCUCUUUCCUCUAGAGAUCUGUUGUCCUUCCCAUUCCCUUCCCUCCAUUUCAAACUGUGUGUUUUGAGUUGCCAGGCAGGAUUUAAAGUUUGAUCCAUUUAAAUCUCAGAGGAGCUGCUACUGUAAUUAGGAUUUAGGAAUUUUUCUGCUCGCUACACAAACUCCAAUCACUGGUUCCAGCAGAUGGCGCAAAACUCUUAUUCACUAGUACUUAAUGUGUUUGUGAGGGAUGAGAAUACUGCAAAGCAAUACACUAGUGUCCUCUGCUGGCUCAAAGACACACUGAGUUCCUGCAGUGCCCUGCUUUGUAUGUUCUGAGAUGAAUAGUUUUGUAAUUUAAAGCAGAAUGGUGACAUCAAACAGGUCAACCUUUUUUUCUUCAAAAAAAAAAAAAAGUUAUGCUUUAGAUGCUCAGAAAGAGA
This is a messenger RNA of Labeo rohita (rohu), 3096 nucleotides long. RefSeq names its product protein phosphatase 1, catalytic subunit, alpha isozyme a (gene ppp1caa). Gene Ontology annotation, cellular component: nucleus; cytoplasm. The transcript has 7 exons. The coding region runs from base 441 to 1436 and encodes 331 amino acids. The record is from RefSeq and is a predicted model, not a curated record. Gene Ontology annotation, molecular function: protein serine/threonine phosphatase activity. NCBI's taxonomy places the organism in Eukaryota, Metazoa, Chordata, Actinopteri, Cypriniformes, Cyprinidae.